UGGGACAGCUGUUGAAACAUGAUUGGGUGGAGGAGAGGCUUGGUCUUUCGACCUUCUCUGGUUCUCUCUCUCUCAAAUCCUCGACGACGGCGAAAGCUCUUCUCUCUCGACGUCAUGCUCGUCCUAUCUCCCAAUUCCAUCGUCUGCCUCUCCGUCAUGUCUCUCGGCGCCGUCAUCACCACCGCGGAGGCGUAGGAGCUUCUGUGGAUACGAUGAAGGAGAGUCGGAGAUACGGUGCAGCCGGGAUGUUGAGCCAGAGUGGAAGCGAGGAUUGUGGUGGCAUGGUGGUUGAUUGGUUGCUGGAGACGGUGGCUAUCCACGCGCUGUUGAAUUGCAAAGAGGGAAGAAGCUGUCAAAGAGAAGGUGCAAGAUUUGGUUUUACGCUGGAUGAAGAACUAAAACAAGAUGCUUCAAGCGAGGAAGUUAGGGUAGCUCUUGGUGAAAAAAUUAGCAGAGAGCGGAUUGGGAAUGAAAUUGAUUUGAUGAUAUCUGGGAAUGGGCCAGUUUCAGCAGUAACGUAUCUUUCUGAUCUGAAACUGUUUGGGGUUGUAUUUGCGUUUCCCUCUUCAUCGGAGCCUGCACCAUCAGAGGAUUGUGGCAGUCUCUGUAAAGCGUACUUGGAAGCAAUGUGGAGCCUCAUUCAAACACCUGAGCUAGCAAAGUUCAAUGGUGAACAAAGAAGACUUGCUCUGUAUGCGGCUCUGUUUCUCCCCUUUAGGAAAACCGUUUACAAAGACAAUAAGGGCAAAUUGAUCCCUGAUGUCAACCAUAUAUUCAAAUUCUCCUUGAAGCGGAAGACCAGUGAUGCUGAAACGAUUAUUAAUAUACAUCGUACCACCGAGAGAUUCCUAUCGUUGAUUCAUUCCCUUGAGUCGAAGAGUGGCGCACAACUAGACAACCUUGAUUGGGCCACUGAUAUUCUUGAGCACUGGAAGUCCAUCUCCCUUGAUGAUCCAGAGAUCCCAGAAACUUCAAAAAUAAGAGUACUCACAUGUAUUCCUCUAUAGCCUAUGUUAUUGCAUUUCACUCACCUUUAUAAAAUCCACGCAUUUUUUUGUUCUUUGUUCUAUGGAAAGAUUAGAAACUUGUGUUGAAAUGUCAAUAGUCAAGUUCUAACCUGGUGCAGCAUCAACGUCCAUUACAAAAAGUUGUAUUAUCAGAAACUUGUAUAAAUAAUAUGGAUAAUGA
Messenger RNA from Brassica oleracea var. oleracea, 1188 nucleotides. Its product is annotated as CCA tRNA nucleotidyltransferase, mitochondrial-like. The record is from RefSeq and is a predicted model, not a curated record. Bases 213 to 1007 code for a protein of 264 amino acids. NCBI's taxonomy places the organism in Eukaryota, Viridiplantae, Streptophyta, Magnoliopsida, Brassicales, Brassicaceae. Gene Ontology annotation, molecular function: ATP:3'-cytidine-cytidine-tRNA adenylyltransferase activity. The transcript has 7 exons. Gene Ontology annotation, biological process: tRNA 3'-terminal CCA addition.